Molecule: messenger RNA, 3070 nt
Organism: Sardina pilchardus (European sardine)
Lineage: Eukaryota; Metazoa; Chordata; Actinopteri; Clupeiformes; Clupeidae
Product: annexin A4-like
Exons: 15
Coding region: 200-1690 (496 amino acids)
Biological process (GO): cytokinetic process; phagocytosis
Cellular component (GO): cytoplasm
Molecular function (GO): calcium ion binding; calcium-dependent phospholipid binding
Source: RefSeq, a predicted model, not a curated record
CGCUGAAUGCAUAGCCCGUGUUAAGCAUCUGACAAAUGAGGAUUGAGGAAGAAUCUCGGAAAGAGUGUUUUCGUAGGCUAGUUUAGGGACCCACCCUCGCACGUCAACAGUCAAUCAGUGUAGCGCAGCUUAGCGUACUCUUCCUGUCUCCUGUCUCAGAGUUGAAGGUGGGCUACAUAUUUCAAACAAGACCCCUGCCAUGAGUUACCCCGGAUACCCCCCACAGUCUGGUGGCUACCCCCCACAGCAAGGAGGCUACCCACCACAGCCCGGAGCUUACCCACCCCAGGCAGGGGGCUACCCUCCUCAGGCUGGAGGUUACCCACCCCAGCCCGGUGCCUAUCCACCCCAGGCAGGGGGCUAUCCACCCCAGGCAGGGGGCUAUCCUCCUCAGGCCGGUGGCUACCCACCCCAGGCUGGGGGUUAUCCGCCCGCUGCAGGAGGUUACCCACCCCAGGCUGGUGGAUAUCCACCCCAGCCAGGCGGUUACCCUCCCCAGCAGGGUGGCUAUCCCUCCGUGCCUCCUGCCGCAGGUGGUUGGGGUGGUGCACCUGGAUAUGGAGCACCAGGAGGAGCCACGCCAGGCCAGGGAUACCCAGGAGGCCCUGCCCCAGGACAGCAGCCCAUGCCAGGCUACCCAGGAGGGUCUGCACCUGCGCCCAAUCCCUCCAUGCCAGGCUAUGGAGGGGGUGCCCCGUCUGGUCCAUCUACCCCAGCUGUGCCCGCCAUAAGUAAAGGAUACCGGGGCUCUCUCAAGGACUUCCCAGGGGCAGAUCCACUGAGAGAUGUUGAAGUUCUCAGGAAAGCCAUGAAAGGAUUCGGCACUGAUGAGAAUGCCAUCAUUGAACUUCUUGGAAGUCGUACCGUCAAGCAGCGGGUACCAUUGGUGGCAGCUUACAAAACCACUUACGGGAAAGACCUCAUGCAUGACUUGAAGUCUGAGCUCACUGGAAACUUUGAGAACCUGGUGAUGGCCAUGGUGAUGUCCCCAACCAAGUUUGAUGCGGCUGAGCUGAGAGAAGCAAUUAAGGGAGCUGGAACUGAUGAAGCAUGUCUUAUUGAGAUCCUGUCGUCCCGCAACAAUGCAGAGAUCCAAGCGAUCAACCAGCUCUAUAAAACAGAGUAUGGCAAGUCCCUGGAGGAUGCUAUCGCCAGUGACACCUCAGGACAUUUCCGCAGACUCCUGAUCUCCCUCUCUCAGGGUAACCGUGAUGAGAGAGAAAAUGUGGACAUCUCUCUGGCAAAGCAGGAUGCCCAGAAACUGUAUUCGGCUGGAGAGAACAAAGUGGGAACCGAUGAGUCUCAGUUCAAUGCCGUCCUGUGUGCCCGCAGCAAGCCUCACCUGAGAGCAGUCUUCCAUGAGUACCAGCAGAUGUGUGGGCGAGAGAUUGAGAAGAGCAUAUGCAGAGAGAUGUCUGGGAAUCUGGAGGAUGGCAUGGUCGCUGUGGUGAAGUGCAUCAAGAACACUGCUGGUUAUUUUGCUGAGAGGCUCCACAAAGCCAUGGCGGGGGCAGGCACCAAGGACCGCACUCUGAUCCGGAUCAUGGUGACUCGCUCCGAGGUGGACAUGCUGGACAUCCGACAGGAGUACAUGCGUCAGUAUGGGAAGUCCCUCUACAAUGCCAUCUCUGGUGACACCUCUGGUGACUACAAGAAGCUUCUGCUGAAGCUCUGUGGAGGAAGUGACUAAAGGACUGACGGGAGACUGCUGACACAAUUGGACAGGGUGGCAAUCUGUAUAAUCAACCAAGCAUCAUUUUAGUAUCAUGCAAUACUAUACAUACCGUAUAUGUGUUUUGUGUUAUUAAUAGCCAACAUUUCAUGCAUACGCACAUGUCGCGUCAUUUAGAUGUCUUUCUUUUUUACAUUUUAGGUUUUUUUUACGUUAAAUUAUUUCAAUUGGUUUCCAGAAAAUGUAAGAAAUUUACAAUUUUAACAUAUUUUGUUUAUUUUUUAUAGAAGAAUUAUCAGAUCUUGUGGUGUGUCAAACUAGUAUUUUUUUUUCAGAAAUGAUUUUAUACUAGAAUUUAACUUCGCCCUGCAGCUGAUAGCCAAAUACUUCCAAGUAGUAUCUUUCUCAUUUUUCCAUUGAAUUUCACAUUUCCAAUACUUGGAUGCUACUUGUCACUUGAAUGUACAACCUGAUCACUAUUUAAGUGGACUGAUAUACUUUAUGUGCGUCAUAGUGCUGAUUAAUGUGUCUGCUCUUAUAUGAAGUUUAUUGUCUUGUCAUGUCAUCUCGUGUUAACAUAGGAAAACACAGCUUUGGGUAAAAAUAUUCUCUCUUUUUUCCAAUUCAAAAUGUAAACUAUAGUCCUCUUAUUUUCAGUUUGAGAAUGGUAGAAUAAGCUUUGCUGAGUGAAAUUUGUAUUAACCCCUUGAAUAUUUAAAUUACAAUAUGAAGUAAUCAUGUAGCCUAGAAUGAAAUGCAGUUAACAUGAAGGGUUGCACUGGGUUUCACAGUGGCAUCAAAUGUGAUUCAGCCCAUAAUAAUCAAAGACCAGAACUAUCUGUUUUAGAGCGUAUAGAGCAGGGAUAGUGUUUUCUUUGUGUGUGCACUAUUAACAAAUCAUUAUGUUAUGAUAUAGUUUAUGGUUCAUAUCAGAAAUGUAUUCUUAACAUGGUGUGUGCACCCAGCUUUAAGUAAGAUAUAUAUUGCCUUACAGUGUCUAAAAAUGUUUAAAUGUACACAUAUCAUAUAUAUCAGCCUGCCAUGUAUGUUUCUUUGCCAUUACUUACAUUACUCUCAUCUCCAUUGCCUGACCUAGAAAAGCAGCUCUUUUUUCAUGUCAAGUAUAGGGUGCAUACAUUACGUGUCAUAUCCUGCUACCAUGCCUUCAUGCUGACUCACUGUAUACUUCAUUAAAUACAUGUUGUGUGUUCUAAUGCUGAGCUAACCUGUGCCUUGUUUUCUGCUAAUGCUAGCGUAUGCCCAUGUAAUUAGCAGUGCCUUCUAUAACAGUAACUUGAAAAUUAACAACUAGCAUGCAUUCUUAACGCAUGUUGGGUAGAGUUUAGUCUCAUGUAAUCAAAGUGAGAGUCAAAUAAAGUUUUCAGACAAUUUAAUGUC